Messenger RNA from Coprinopsis cinerea okayama7#130, 2592 nucleotides. RefSeq lists its product as hypothetical. The record is from RefSeq and is a predicted model, not a curated record. The coding region runs from base 1 to 2592 and encodes 863 amino acids. The transcript has 7 exons. Lineage: Eukaryota; Fungi; Basidiomycota; Agaricomycetes; Agaricales; Psathyrellaceae.
AUGGGCAGGCUGGUAGCGGCGUCCAACUCCAAUGCAAGCGCCGCAUCGUGCUCGACCGACAUGAUGGAUAACAUUAUGGAGGGUGUUGAUUGGGAUACCGUCGGUAGCUUGGUCGAUGACGCCUCCCUAGCAUAUGCCCGGGAAUUUCCCAAGUUGAUGGCGUCCCAGUCGAGUGGUGAGACCCAGGAUGUGUCAAUGGAGGGGGAUCCGGGCAGGGUGGACGAUGAUGAUGUAGAGAUGGGGUGGAUGGAUGACGACCAAGAUGCAGAUAACGCGCGACAAGGUACCCCGUCUCCUCCAUCGCAAAACACUGCAGGUCCUAGUCAACAGCUCGCCAAACAAGGUCCCGGUCGCAUCUCCAAGGAAACGCACAGAGUCAUUGAGCUCGUGUUUAGCGCCGUGGACGAGCUCGUUGACGACAUAUCGGCGCAGACAGGCAUCGUGGCUAGCCGGGUCCGAUCAAUCUUGAAAAGGAUGUUGGAGGGCAAGGACGUCGUGUGGUCCAAGAUUCCCGAUACGACCCAUGGACCAGAGAAAACAAAGCAGUUACUCGAGUCGGGCCUACGACAAGCUGAUUCGGCAUUCGACAUUGCGGCUUCCCAGUCUGGCCGUACCAAGGAUUCGAUUGUCGCGAAAUACUUCAAGACUUAUGCCCACCAUCAACAAGGCAACGAAUGGAACGAAUUCAACCGCGCCAACGGCAUCAUCGCGAACGCAAGGAAGGCUGCAGGAGGUUCCACCGCCGUUGGUCUGAUGCCUUCAGAAGCUGCGGACGCUUAUUCCAGGGCGAAGGACAAUGGCGAUCUCGACAAAAAACUCGAAGCCCUACGCGACACUCUUUCGACGGCAAACACGGCCCAGAUGACCGCCGUGGCUCGCCGCAAUCUCCUUGAAAGCUUCAAACACUCGUCCUCGAACCUGAUCAGAACUGCCGAGAGGGCCAACGCUGCCGCCAUCGUCUUGUGCGUCGGUGCAGGGAUCCAUCAAGACCAGAACUUCAUACACCUCGACACAUCCAGUGGUUUACAGGGGUUCCUCGAAAAAUUGACAGGUCUGUCGACUGAUGAUAUCCUCGGGUUAGCCCGUACAUGGUCGUGCUCGACUCACCCGUCCGUCAACGCGCUUCAGAAGGUUUCCCAGAACAAUUCCCAGGAUUUAUUGAAGCAGAUGAAGGCAGCGGACCCCGCACUCGGCAACACGAAGGUAUCCAAGGCGUCUUCACCCGUCAAACACCUAUCUCCUGCGAAACAGCCACCGCUCCAGGGCUACCGCAACUCGAGCGGUAUCGCCGGUACCCCUUCGACCCCUCAGCCCUUAAAAUCGACCGCCAACCCCGUUCCUGCUUUCGACGCUUCCCCUACCAAGGCUGGAUGCAGGACCAUUCUCGACGACCGUGUAUCUAUGGUUGUGCCAAACCCGCCCCUGUUGACCGUCUUCACCAAAGAUGCCUUGGUCGAUUGGUGUGUAUGGACCCAGCGGCGGAAGUCGCACCCAAUCGUCUUUGGAAGCAUCUCAACAAAAAACUCGCCCACUUCGGAUAUAUCUCUUACCCACUACCCUGUACGAUUCGUCUUUCCGGGCGAAGAGACGAAGGGCAAGACAAAUUCUACCAGCCAGGGCCUCAAAGGCGUCUCUGUGGGACAUCUCCGAAUUUGCUAUGACGCUGUAACCGCCCCCAAUGGGAAACUUGUGCUGGAGCCUGCGGACACCGACGAUUUUUUAAAUUCCCGUAAAGCGAUCAUCAUCACGGCGCCGCCAAUGUUGACUGGAGAUCAGAUGGAUAACCUCAAGACUCACGACUCCUACGUUUUGGGCGACUGGCCUGUCCCCGCUGGACAUCGCUUUUUCCUCGAUCAGAGUGUCGACUGCAAGGGGCCCCCCGCGGUGCUUGUCAACGAUAUCGCCUCCGCGACAUUCGUGCAUGGGGCACACCUCAAACGGCCCAAAGCCAAAGUGGCUUCCGAGGCGCCCUCUGACUCUUCCUCCAACGCCGCCGACUCGCGGUCUGCAACCCCCUGUAUCGAGUUAUCGGAUUCUGACGACCAAACGACCCCGCGAGCCAAGGGCAAAGCGCCUGCGCACAAGAAAGGCAAGAAAACCGACCAGUUCAAAAACGGACGACCUGAUUUUGAAGCACUCGCCUAUGAAGAAGACGAAAACGGACGAACCUCCGUCGGUUCGCUCGGGGCCACUCAUGCCAUUGAUCGACGGGGAUCGGCCGACAAUCGCGACUCACCCCGCCUCGCCUGCGCCUCCUCAACCCUUCUUGGCUGGCGCCCAUUCGCAAUCGGUGCCGACGUCCACCAUGGGCUCAUCCUCGUUCCAACCCAUUGCGUUGUCUCGUGCUUCGGGCCCCCAGGGCAACACGCCUCUGUUGCGUCCCAGCAGCUUCUUCCAGCGUCGACGUCGAAUGCACCACCUCCCCCUCCGCCACCUCAAGCGUCCACGUCGGCGGCACCUAAUCCGCUGCAUCAUCCUGCUGCCCUCCCACAACUGAACAUCCCGCAGUUCGGAACACCUGGCCUCGAUAUGGCUUCUUUGUUCCAGAUGGUGGCUGAUCAGUUGAACAAAGGAGGCGCCGGCAGUCGAUGA